Molecule: messenger RNA, 619 nt
Organism: Cuscuta epithymum
Lineage: Eukaryota; Viridiplantae; Streptophyta; Magnoliopsida; Solanales; Convolvulaceae
Source: the annotation of a GenBank genome assembly
CGGAGAUCGGUGAGCUGGACCACUUCCUCUUAUCGAUCACACAUGUUGUCAGGGCCAAUGGAAUAGUUUGUGCUAAAAAUGGUACGAACAUUCGUUGGUGUUUUCUUCGACCAGACUGGAUCAGCCGCUGAAUUGGCCACCACCGAAGCAAAUGACUUGGCACCCCAAACAUUGUUAUGCCAAGGAGAAGAAGCAUUGAGAGUAUCCUGGGUAUGCAAUGUUCUGAACUUCCAAUGAAAUACUUGGGUAUCAAGUUACACAAGGGCAUCAAUAGAUUUCAGUAUUGUGAUGAUUUUAUUAAGCUAUUCGAUUCAAAGCUUACACCUUGGAAGUGCAAGAAUUUAUCUCAAGGAGGAAGGCUCAUUUUAAUUAAACAUGUCCUAAGUGCUAUUCCUUUACAUAUUUUAGCUGCUGAUACUCUUCCAAAAAAGGUUAUUUCCAUCCUGGAAAGGAAAUUGGCAAAUUUCUUUUGGGGUUUCUCAAAUAAUAGGAACAAACACCAUUGGCUGGCCUGGUCUAAGCUUUGCUUACCUACAAAUGAAGGAGGGCUCGGUAUUAGAACGCUUUCCUCAUUAGAGAAAGCUUUCUCUAUUAAGCUCUGGUGGAAAUGGAGAAAAGG